This is a messenger RNA of Ooceraea biroi (clonal raider ant), 2173 nucleotides long. RefSeq lists its product as uncharacterized. Gene Ontology annotation, molecular function: DNA binding. The record is from RefSeq and is a predicted model, not a curated record. NCBI's taxonomy places the organism in Eukaryota, Metazoa, Arthropoda, Insecta, Hymenoptera, Formicidae.
GUAGACCACGUCACGUCCGAAUCCGUCCCUGUUUUGUUGUUUUCCUUGGCAACGCGCGUCUUCUUCCGACGGCCGAUCCGAUGACGCUCAGCUAACCGGCUCUUCGUUAUGCCGGGUGGCCAACCCGGACAUAACAUUAUAUAUAUUAGAUACAAGUGUGUGCCAUAAUGGGACAAAAGGAUAAUAAUAUCCGUUUGCCUCUCACUCGUCGCAGACGUUUCUGCAAGAAAGGAUGGAGGAACAGAUGGCCUAGUUUGAAAAAUGUUUGUCAAAAAGAGAUGUAUAAAGGAUAUCUAGAUUUUGAAGAAUUGGUAAAAGCACGAACAAAAUGUAGAAAAGAAAUACAACAGUUUGUGACACAAAUGAGCAAAAAGUACUACAUCCAUUAUCAUCAGUACUUGAACUGGAGAGUGAGCGUGGAGUGCGGCAGUUUUUUUUCUUUCACCCAUUACAUGAAUAUGUUUAUUGAUGAAGAAGAGCUUAAUCUAUUACUUCAUCCAAAUGAGACACCACAUUAUUUAUAUUAUUAUCUACUUAUGGAGGAAUUAACAAGCUUCUUACCUGAAUAUUCAAAGAAUGGACAUAAUGAUGACCUGAUAAAUAUUUAUUACGCUAAAGAACUUCUGCCAUAUCUGAAGCAUCGUCAUUUAGAAAACGUGUGGCAAGGAUUUAUAAAUCGCCCUGCUGAACAGCAGCUAUUGGAAAAGGUAGCAACUUUUGUUACACAAUGGUAUCAGCCGGAAAAACGUAUCUCUUAUACGCAUAUAGAGAGGGAACUGGACAAUCUUGCACAACAGGUAGUGGAACAUCUUAAAAGUGUGAAUCCCAAACAUCCAAUUUUCUUGGCAUCGCAUGAUCAGUUCUCGGUUUGGAAAUGCCAUACUAUUGAUGAAAAUCAAUGGAACACCAGCGAUGGAAGACAGAUUCUAGAUAUUCUUUGCAAGAUAUUCUUUUGUGAAACUAACCUAAAUUUCCCUUCAGUUCCAUAUUGGCAACCAAUAUUUCGCAGAGAAUACGUAUUGAUAAAUUAUGUCUUAGAAAAGAAAACUGGUUUUAGUGCAUCUCUGGCAAUCAUAUUCCAGAGUGUUGCAAGAAGACUUGGCAUACGCUGUGAUCUAUUAUCUUUUUUUGUACCUUCUGAUCGUGCUUGGGAGAGAAAUUAUUGGUUAUUAAAAUGGAAACCAAAAUGGAAUCUAACAAAUCCUGAUGAUGAAGAAUGUUUUUAUAUCGAUCGCAAACUUCGUGCAGUUAUUUUGGAUAAUACUAACUGGUCCAGAAUUCGUGAGAUUACAAGAUGUACCAUAAGUUCUGAUAGCUAUUGCAGAAUAAAUACCUUGGAGCUGAUACUAGGAUUGAGUUACUAUCAUGUUAUGGGAACACUGUCUGGUUGGCUUUUUGUGUAUAACAUUUUUAUUGAUGGUGUCACAUACGCCAAGAAAAGAACUCGUUGGUUUUCGAGGCUUCUAAAGUUGGUAAAAGAAAAAAAGGGAGACCUGACCUUCCCAAAGUUGUAUACAGGAGGUCAAGGAUAUAUGCCUAACUUUAUACCGGAAGUGCAAAAGGUUGAAUCUAUAAUUGUUGCACGCAAUGGAAAGACAUGCACCAAGUUAGUACGAGAUACAGUAUCCAGGAUGGUGUCCGUGAUAUGUGAAAAAGAAGAAUACACACUCAAACCAAAGAAGAGAAAGGCUGGAAUGAAAUUUGCAGUUGGAAUGAUUGUGAGAAUUAUCUAUCAUAAUAUAGUAGGCGCGAUAAUCAGAUGGGAGGAGAUGAAUUUGAAAGCUGAUGAGCCAUCUUUUUACUACAUAGUCCUUUGCGAAAACAAGAAGACAUAUUGUGUUUACGAAGUGUCAUUAGAAGUGGUAGAUACGCCGGAACCUAUGAAUAUCGACCUACUUGGCAUAUAUUUUUGCAAAUUUAAUGAUAUUUAUUAUUUACCAAAUGAGAUGCUGGCAAAUGAGUAUCCAGAUGAUGUAUUAUAUUUAGCUAAGAAAUUUAGCUAAGAGAUCUAGAAUGUAUUGUAUCGUAAAAUAUAUAUAAAAUCUGCAUAUAAUAAAAACAACAGCAAUCGUGGCAUCUAAAAGUAACGUCAACUACGAGAGAAAAGCAUAGGGAAGAAUAUUCCAUUAUAGUAUUUCCGUAGAUCUAUAUUACAAUAAAAAAAUCGAAGCAA